Messenger RNA from Medioppia subpectinata, 793 nucleotides. NCBI's taxonomy places the organism in Eukaryota, Metazoa, Arthropoda, Arachnida, Sarcoptiformes, Oppiidae. The record is from the annotation of a GenBank genome assembly.
AUGACUUAUAUUUUUGUCAGCAAAGCGUUUAAAGACAAAGACAAGAGACAAAGAUAUGCCACAAGAAAUCGUAUCCAAAGUGGUGGUCAUGUGAAUGAAUACUUUGAUAUCGAGUCAAGUGAUGGCAACGAAACCCCAAACACUUCGUCAGUCAGUAGUGAUACCGAGGAUGAGACAAACGAAGACUAUAACGGGGCGAAGAAUCCGAAGUGGAAUAAAGUGUUUCAUUGUUAUUUACCGCAAGGCGUGGACUCGUUUCACGUCGAGAUAUACGACGAGUGCUCCUUCACUAUCGAUGAGAUGAUUGCAUGGGUUUUAUAUAAAAUACCCGAAACGACACUUUCUGGACAGACAGUGGAGGAAUGGGUUGACCUGAACGGCAAGCAGGGCGACGGCAAAGAGGGCCAGAUAUGUAUUGUCACUUCAUUUACUCCUUUAAAUAAGACUGCGUUGCAGAACACGGGAUACCCAGUGGCGGCGGCCGCUCCUAAUAUGGUGCCCGUAAUAAUGCCCAAUCAAUUCGGUGUUGUUUACGGCAAUAAUCCCGCAUUACCUCAAGUGUAUGUACAACCGGGUCCGCCGCCCACCGCAGCACAGGCUCUGCCGCAGCCCAUUGUUAUCAGCGAAGAAGAUGUGAAAUUAGUGUCUGAAAUGUUUCCCAACGUUGAGAUCGAUGUCAUCAAAGCUAUUAUGGAAACCCAAAGAGGAAACAAAGACCGAACCAUCAAUUCGUUGCUUCAGAUGACGAGCGAAACUAAUUAAUUAAUAUACGUAUGGAUUGCCUUCCAAUCUA